AUGCGUGAGCAAGCCAACGAAGCCGUCAAGGUAAGUUUGAGAAAAAUUCAUUUUCCGAAAACGCGUGUCGCACACGGUUCUGCCCAUAAUUAUCGUUAUGGCGUAGGUUUGUCAGGGGGUGGUUUAUAUGUUAUGCCACGGGCCGUAGCAAGCCGGGGUUCGGCUCGGUCGAGUGCGGAAUGUACUCUUUCGAGACUGGUCAUAUUCACUGAGGAACCCUGUGUUUUGAUAGAGAGCAUCGAAGACUUGCGAUGGAUGUUCCGAACUGCUUAUGGGCCACAGAAAUACGAGAUUUAUCCUAACGAGAAUGCGGUAGGACGUAAAAGUCGUCGACGAAGGACCUUGCCCACUUAUGGGACUAGUGGGAGAAGAAGCGGUCACAAAAGUAGGAGAAAAAACACGGGAGGCGGUCGGAGAAGAAGUGCGGGUAGUCGGAGAAAGAACGGCGAUGUAGAGCUGUUGUCUGGCGAGAAGUGUCCACGUCUGCAGUUCGGGUCGGCGCCCUUUCGGUGGCAGUGGACCCCGGACUUGCCCGACGGCACCGACAUCGUGGACCGGUUCCAUCAGCGUGCUAUCCUCUUCGGCUUCGAACUCGGCAACGGGUUCAGCAUUACCAAUAAACUCGGCGAAAAUGUCGGCUCCCUCUACAAGAUCUGUCCCAGCCAAGACGGAGACACUAGCACCAGCGGCGGGGACGCCGCCGCUGAGGGAAGUGCGACAAAAGUGGCUUGCGGCUAUCACCUGAUUUUCGCUCGCGCGCCUCCGGAAAGAAAACCGGCCCGGUCGGCAGCCGAGACGUUGGCAGCCGAAGCGCGCGAGGUGGCACGACGUCUAUUGGAUGCGGCGGCGAGCGGCGACGCAGCAGCGCAAGGAUGCGCUCCGCAGGCCUUGAUGCGGUCGGCGGAGUUGGCUGCUGCCGCUGAGGAGGCAGCGCGGCCGCGUCGGAAACCGUUGGCAGCGACGGCGCGAACGCGAAUAAGUCGCGGUUACUGUCGAGUUGUGAAGUUGAUGUAUGUCGAUAGCCUAUUACCGGCUCCGUGGAACAUCAACUACGCUAUGAGGCGUAGGGAUGAGUUUGAGGUACUAAUGACCACCCAGAUGCCCAUGAUGGAUUGCACGAGUGAGCAGACGGUGGAUGCCUGGCUGAUGAAGGCCAACGAGAUGUUUGGCAACCUUGGCCCUUCAGCUUGCCAAGCCUUGUGGUAUAUCUCUGCGCGCUGCCCUAAGGCCGACUUGAAGGCAUAUUUCGACCUGCCCCAAGGUGACACGACUCCCAUCGAAGAGGUCGUCGACAGGGCCAUUAGGAAGAGAUACGCGACAAGCACGUGGCGCAGUGAGAGUACCCGUGAGAUGUGGUCGGACUCUUCCGCCAAGACCGAAAUGGAAGGCUACGACGUUCACUCCGAGGGCAUACCACCCGGUGCCCCUUAUCGAUGCGGCGCUUGCGCCGUAUCCCCCGUGGAUGUCAUCGAAGCUGCGAGCCGAAAGGAUAACCUCCUUGGCCAUCCUGAGAAUCAAGGCCGACCGGCUUCAGAGGAAUGA
Messenger RNA from Gregarina niphandrodes, 1542 nucleotides. RefSeq lists its product as hypothetical. The record is from RefSeq and is a predicted model, not a curated record. Bases 1 to 1542 code for a protein of 513 amino acids. Lineage: Eukaryota; Apicomplexa; Conoidasida; Eugregarinorida; Gregarinidae. The transcript is spliced from 2 exons.